Messenger RNA from Baudoinia panamericana UAMH 10762, 2649 nucleotides. RefSeq lists its product as uncharacterized. The record is from RefSeq and is a predicted model, not a curated record. Gene Ontology annotation, molecular function: DNA binding; DNA ligase (ATP) activity; ATP binding. The transcript has 2 exons. Gene Ontology annotation, cellular component: DNA ligase III-XRCC1 complex. Gene Ontology annotation, biological process: double-strand break repair via alternative nonhomologous end joining; mitochondrial DNA repair; DNA biosynthetic process. Lineage: Eukaryota; Fungi; Ascomycota; Dothideomycetes; Mycosphaerellales; Teratosphaeriaceae. The coding region runs from base 1 to 2649 and encodes 882 amino acids.
AUGAGCACGCCGAACAAGCGGCGCAAGAAGAAUGACUAUCACUCCUCACCGCAGCCGGUGCGAAGCCUCGACUUCUUCUUCGCGAAGCAGAAGGAGAAGCGCAACGAGGAGGCGGAAGCUGCCAUUACCACCCAGGACCCGAACGGUAUCGCAAAUGGGAAUGGGGAUGUUGGGGUGGGGGUGGAUGAAGAGUUGACCGACGAGCAAUUGGCACGAAAGCUACAGGCGCAGUGGGACGAGCAAGACCGGCUACCACUAGCGGAUGGACGCAACGACGGACCGGUAGCGAACGGGGAUUCGCAUCUUGAUCCAGAGAAGCAGCCGCCAGACAAGGAAGAAGAGGAGCAGGCCGUGGACGUGGCGCCGAAGCACGAGGAGACUGUCGAUAACAUCGAAGACAAGCCCGCAAGCAAUGCCUUCUCUGCUCUGGGUGGGAAGAAGUCCACCCUCUCCCUUCAAUCAGCCACGGCCGAAGAGGACAACACGACGUAUAACGUGCCCUUCGAUCAGUCACCCCUCACGUUUGACCCGCAGACGCAUCUUACCGAACUGAAGAAGCACACACAAUCACGUAUCAAGAUUGUUGACACCCUCGUGAAUCUGCUCCGGACUAUCAUUGAAGGCGACCCGGAGUCACUACUUCCCGCUGUGUGGCUGGCCACCAACUCCAUAGCUCCGCCGUACAUUGACAUUGAACUCGGCCUUGGCGGCUCAGCAAUCUCCAAAGCGCUGAAGAAAGUGUGCGGUCUUGACAAUGCCGCGCUCAAAACACUGUACAACCGACACGGUGAUGCAGGAGACGUCGCCUUCGAAGCGAAGAAGCGGCAAUCGCUUACCCUCCGUAAGCCAAAACCGUUGACCAUCAAGGGAGUCUACGAAGCCCUGCACAAGAUCGCAAAUGCCAAAGGCCACGGCAGUGUAGAAGUGAAGCAACGCAUUGUCGAGCGCCUAGUGCAGGACGCUCGCGGUGCAGAAGAGAGCCGCUACAUCGUGCGCACCCUUGUCCAACACCUCCGCAUUGGCGCGGUAAAGACGACAAUGCUCAUCGCGCUCUCCCGAGCUUUCCUCCUAUCCCGCCCACCAGAUGCAGACUUCCCCAUCAAGCCCACCGCCGAGCUCGGCAAACUCAGCAAGCAGAACCUCGCGGAAGCCUACUCGCCCGGCGAAGAGCUCGUCAAAGCCUCCUUUGCCCGCCGGCCGAACUACAACGACCUCGUGCCUACUUUAUUGUCCGUUGGCAUCAGCGACGAACUGCUCGUCCGUUGUGGUCUGGCCAUGCAUAUUCCUCUGCGACCCAUGCUUGGCGGAAUCACGAGAGACAUGGGCGAGAUGCUCACGAGACUUCAAGGCCGAGACUUCAGCUGCGAAUUCAAGUAUGACGGGCAACGAGCGCAGGUGCAUUGCGAUGCGGCGGGUAAGGUCACAAUCUUCUCCCGCCAUCUCGAGGUGAUGACGGAGAAGUACCCGGAUCUUGUCGCCUUAGUCCCGCAGAUCCGCGGUGAGGGCGUCAGCAGCUUCAUCAUGGAGGGCGAAGUCGUCGCCGUCGAUCGCGCGUCAGGGGAACUGAAGCCGUUUCAAGUAUUGGCCAACAGAGCGAGGAAGGAUGUUGUCAUACAAAGUGUAAAAGUGGACGUUUGUCUCUUCGCUUUUGAUCUGAUGUACCUCAACGGGGAAGAGCUACUCAACCGCAGUUUUCGCGAGAGAAGAAAUCUCCUGCGGAGUCUGUUCGUGGAGAUUCUGAAUCACUUUACCUGGGUUAGGAGUAUGGACGCCACGUCCGCGGACGGAGAGGCUGUGAGCGACUUCUUCAAGCAAGCGACCGAUAUCAAAUGCGAGGGCAUCAUGGUGAAGGUGUUGGACAAUCUCGUCAACCCCGCUCUGGCCGCGGACAUGGACGUGGACGGCAACGACGAGCUGCCCACUCCCGCCAAACCGCCUCCCACGCCCUCCAAACCCAGCAAGAAGAAGAGCGGCGCCAAAGCGAAACCCACCGGCGAAGAUGCAAGCACGGAAGAAAAGAAGGGCGGCCGCCGCAAAGCCCUCCUCGCCACCUACGAACCCGACAAACGUCUCGACUCCUGGCUGAAGGUGAAAAAGGACUACGACACCAGCGCGGCGGACACCAUCGACCUGAUCCCCGUCGGCGGCUGGCACGGGCAAGGGCGGAAGAACGCGUGGUGGUCGCCCAUCCUGCUCGCCUGCCGCAACGAAGAAACCGGCACGCUUGAGGUGGUGACGAAAUGCAUCUCCGGCUUCACGGACGCGUUCUACAAGGCGAACAAGGAGAAGUAUUCCGAGGAUGGGGAGCAUGGCAAUGUGAUCGCCCGGCCGAGCUAUGUGGAGUACGCGGGGGAGCCGGAUGUGUGGUUUGAGCCGCAGGAGGUGUGGGAGAUGGCGUUUGCGGAUGUGACGUUGAGUCCGACGUAUACGGCGGCGAGGGGGUUGGUGAGUGAGGAGCGGGGGUUGAGUCUGAGGUUUCCGCGGUUUCUGAAGGUGAGGGAGGAUAAGGGGAUUGAGGAGGCGUCGACGAAUGAGUUCUUGGCUGGUCUGUACCGGAAGCAGAUGGUGAGGGUUGAGGAGGGUGGUGGUGGUGGUGGUGGGGGUGGGAUGGGGCAGGUGCAGGAGGCGGAGGAAGAGGAGGAGGAGUAG